Populus nigra (black poplar) is the source of this 712-nucleotide messenger RNA. RefSeq lists its product as uncharacterized. The transcript has 2 exons. The record is from RefSeq and is a predicted model, not a curated record. NCBI's taxonomy places the organism in Eukaryota, Viridiplantae, Streptophyta, Magnoliopsida, Malpighiales, Salicaceae. The coding region runs from base 98 to 604 and encodes 168 amino acids.
UAAAUAGUGAUAGGCAGAUAGAAGGCAACUCAAUUCCAAAAACAGCACCACCACCACCACAAAGAACGUUUCAAAGAAGAAGAGAACAGUAAAGGAAAUGGCUGAUCACCCUAUGCCACAUCUGGGAUUUGAAAUUGAAAGCAUCAUCACGCAGCAUGGCGUUUUUGCUUUCCUAGUCAACACACUAAAUGGCCAGAUCCAGGUGAUGUACAAAUCCAUGACAGCAUCUCCAUUUGACACACACGAGGGGGUCAUGCUCGCAUUCUUUAUUGCGUUCUUUAUUUACGCCACCGCAUCAGUGGCCGAGAUCAUGCUCCGAGCUCGUGAAUCAAUCUACCAUCCUAUUGUUAGCUAUAUCCGCUUGUUUGCUAGCGGCCUCGCCACGAUUUUGCUUCUGGUGAUUCUUGACCCCGUUUUGGGGUAUAUCAUCUCUGUCAUAUGGGGUAGUUUAUUUGCGAGAGUAGCGUAUGAAUCAUGCAAGGAGUUGCAGGAGUUCCGAAGCCACACAGCUCAAUUGGGACACAGCUUGUGGACCAAGCUUGUUGGAGUCUUGGGAUACCACAAUGAGGAAGAACCAGAUCAAGCUAUUCGCCCGGCCGUGUAACGCCCCAUUUGGCACUUUGUUGUUCUUGCAUUUCAAAAUUCCUUAAUUUAUAUUGUACAUUGUAAUCACGUCUUGAUUAUAUGCGGAAUGAAGAACAGAGUAGAGAAA